Pieris macdunnoughi is the source of this 1098-nucleotide messenger RNA. The record is from the annotation of a GenBank genome assembly. NCBI's taxonomy places the organism in Eukaryota, Metazoa, Arthropoda, Insecta, Lepidoptera, Pieridae.
AUGACUCUAUUAAAAGCAAUUUUAAAGGCGCAAUCGAAAAGCGAAAAGUAUCCUUCGCCUCCGCCAGAAACAAACAUAAUUCUUAAGAAAAAAAAGAAGUUCCGCCCAACAUGCAAAACGUCAGGCAAAGUUGACAGUAUCCCGCCAAAAUACGACGCCCAAAGACUAAAGAGAAAGAUGCCAGGUUUCGUCAGCGACGCUGUUAAUCUAUACAACGAGAAUAUAUCACUUGUAAUGUCCAUACAGAGGGCGCAUAAGAAGGGACGAGUGGACAGUCAUUGGACGAAAUGGCCGCCAUCUUGCCGACAGUAUUAUGAGCGAAGACUAAAUUCAUAUAAAAAUAUUCGUGAAGAAAACGCACAGAUUUAUCGGCGAUUACUUGGAACUAAACCACGGGUAGAUGAAACAGCAUCAUUAAACAAAGAUUGGUAUUAUAAUAAGAAAACUAUUGCACAUUGUGCUCAAAGGGAAUUCAUUUUAUUCCCCUUAAAACAUACGGAGGACAUUGAGGACCCGGCUUUUGCUCAUGGUGUUUCACGGCCCAGAAUUCAUAUAACACUUGGUAUACGCAACGCCGCUGCAAUGGGUUCUCUUGAAGUGGAGUUGUUCACUGAUGUUUGCCCCCAAACGUGUUCCCUGUUUUUGGACCUUUUAGACGGUGAUGGCCUUGGAUAUGGGUAUGUGGGGACGAGGUUUUUCAGAAAAGUACCAAAUUUAUUCUGGAGCGGCGGUGACGUAGUCCACAACAAUGGUUUCGGCUGUUACGCGCAAAAGGGAAGACAUAAACCGAUCGGGGCUGAGAACUACCAUUUUUCACACUCCAUGCCAGGUCUAUUGUCUAUGCGCGUGACAGAAAAUGAUGAGAUGUGCGGAGUGUUUAAUAUAACGUUUAAAGCAUUACCACAAUUGGAUUUGCGCAAUGUUGUCUUUGGAAGGGUGAUUCGCCCAAAUUCAACAUAUGAUAAUAUCAAAAACCUUGGAUCACCGUUGAGCACUCAGCCUAUAGUUGAAAUUGUUGCUACGAAACGAAUGGAUGGCAAGUGUAUAUAUGGCACUAGAAAUACAAAACUUGCAUCUUUUAAAAAUCAAAUUUUAUAA